Messenger RNA from Coregonus sp. 'balchen', 13344 nucleotides. NCBI's taxonomy places the organism in Eukaryota, Metazoa, Chordata, Actinopteri, Salmoniformes, Salmonidae. The record is from the annotation of a GenBank genome assembly.
AUGAGGGGGUUGAUACUGGCCGCGUUCGUUCUCUCUUCCCUACCGGCAGGUGAGUUUUUGUUGAUGAAAAAUAGCAAUUCAUAUUUGAAUUGUUAAAUGUUGUCAAUUCGUCCUGUUCUUGCAUUACAGCUUCUAUAUGGUGUUGAUUUCAUUUCCUACAUUUUCCUUAUUUAGUCGAGUCAAAAGUUGAUGCUAUUGUAAUGAAUCCAUCCACAACCAAAACAGUUCCAGUGACUAGCCAGUUAGGCACGAGCCGGGGUAUCGGUCACAUGAUGGACAGAUACCUGAUGAGGUUUCACCAAUGACACGCACUGUAGUCCUAUCAAGUUACAGAUCCUCAUCCCUAUCUAGAUUUAGCCCUACUCAUCAUGAAAAUGCAAUUCACCUUUUAGAGCAAAACACCUGUUGGUUUGGCUCUAGCUGGGGGGACUCGGGAGACAUGGAAUGGGUGUUAGUUAUGCUGACAUUUCACUUCAAUGGUUGUAAUUAUUAUUAUAAUUAUAAUUAUGGAGGGCAUACAAGGACAUUGACAUAGAGCUAGACAGUUACAAGAGUAGCCUGACUAGCCUAAAUGGCAACCUGGUCUCAGAACAUUUCCUAUUAUUCUGUAUGUAAACCAAGACACUCCAUUUAGUGUGAUAUAUUAUGUUUGGUAUAGUUACAUAAGACUGAGUGUUACUUAAGGCAAAAACGAAAGUAGGGUGGUUGGUUGGGGUAGAUGAGUUGGCGUAUAACGCAAAGGUCUAACUCUAGCAACCCAAAGGUUACUAUUCAUCACUACCAAUUAGCGUUUUAGCUAAUUAGGAACUUUUCAACGACUUGCUACUUUGCAUCUACUUAGCAUGUUAGCUAACCCUAACCUUAACCCUACACCUAACAUUAACCAUUUUAGCUAACCCUUCCCCUAACACUACCCUUAACCCGUUAAGCUAACUCCUAAACUUAACCCUAACCCCUAGCCUAACAUACUAAAUGGAGCGUCUCGGAUUUACAUACAGAAUAAUACAAAAUGCUUUGAGACCAGGUUGUAAAUGGUGAUCUAUUGCCUAUAUGUCCCUCAACUCAACUAUGGACCUCAAAGCCAGUUCCACUGCAUUUUUCAUUGUUCCCUUCUAAUCAGGGAGUGAUGUAGACCUGGAACAUCAGGUGGGUGCAAUUCAUUAUCAGGUAGAACAGAAAAACAGGGCAGGGCUCUCCAAAACUGUCCCUGGAGAGAUACUGUCCUGUAGGUUAUCGCUCCAACCCUAAUCUAGCACACCUGAUUCUAAUAGUUAGCUGGUUGAUAAGAUGAACCAGGUUAGUUACAACUGGGGUUGGAGCGAAAACAUACAGGAGGGUAGCUCUCCAGGAACAGGGUUGGAGACUCUUUUGGUAGGGUAAGAGUUGAAUACUCCUGACCAAUACUGUAGAGCAGGGCUGCCCAACCCUCUUCCUGGAGAUCUACUGUCCUGUAGGUUUUCAGUCCAACCCUCUUCCUGGAGAUCUACCGUCCUGUAGGUUUUCAGUCCAACCCUAAUUUAGCAUAUCUGAUUCAGCUAGUUAAGGUCUUGUUGACUGGGGGCGGCAGGUAGCUUAGUGGUUAAGAGCGUUGUGCCAGUAACCGAAAGGUCGCUGGUUCUAAUCCCCGAGCCGACUAGGUGAAAAAUCUGUCGAUGUGCCCUUGAGCAAGGCACUUAACCCUAACUGCUCCUGUAAGUUGCUCUGGAUAAGAGCGUCUGCUAAAUGACUAAAAUGUAAAUGUUGAGCAGCUAAUAAGUAGAAUCAGGGGUGUUAAAUUAGGGUUGGACUGAAAACCCACAGGACGGUAGAUGUACAGGAAGAGGGUUGGGCAGCCCUGCUGUAGAGGUAUUUUUACAUUCAAAAUGGAAGUUGGGUCUAUUUGAAUUGCUGUGUGACCAGUAGCAUCAAACUGUUUCCUGUGGCUGGCAGUCUCUUUCUUUCAGUCACUAGUUUUUCUGGUUGAACCACUUUCAGCAGGGCUCUGUCACACACAUGUACACAUACUCUCUAUAGAGCUCUGUCACACACAUGUACACAUACUCUCUAUAGAGCUCUGUCACACACAUGUACACAUACUCUCUAUAGAGCUCUGUCACACACAUGUACACAUACUCUCUAUAGAGCUCUGUCACACACAUGUACACAUACACUAUCUCAAAUUCAAUAUGCUUUAACCCAAUGAGUCCCACUGUAACGCCAGCACAUUUUGGACUUAUAACCCAUUUAGUCACAGCUAGAGCAGUGUUUGUGAGACAAAGGCAGCCCGAAUGGUUUGAGCUACAAACUAUUAAAGCUAUCUAUGAAAAGCUGAGACUCUCAGGAACACGCACGUGACAUGUUUUGCUUUCUGACGCUCAGAAGCUACAGAAGAGUCUUUAGAAGGUAAGUGGUUCUUCUACAUAGAUCAUAGGAAAUCCCAGGACAUAGUGUCUGUAAUAAGCUCAUAUAGUUGCUGUCACAAACUCCAAACACUUGUCACUGACUAGUUGAAUAUUCAUAUCCCAGUGAGCAAACCAUUUUUGUAUUUACAGCAUUCAUAUGAAUUCAUUUCAUCAGGUUUUUGCUUUGGCUGACCUUAUUUUCUAUUGAUAUUUGUCAAUAAAACUCAUAAAUGCAACUGUUUAGGUCAAAUAGUUUUGUGUUCUAUGUGUAGCCCUGGUUGUCCUGAAAAUAAAAUGCUGAAACACUUCAUUGUGAGACUAAACAUAAAGGCUGGACAUGCAGAUACAGUUGAAGUCGGAAGUGUACAAACACUUAGGUUGGAGUCAUUAAAACUUGGUUUUCAACCACUCCACAAAUUUCUUGUUAACAAACUAUAGAUUUGGCAAGUCUGUUAGGACAUCUACUUUGUGCAUGACACAAGUAAUUCUUCCAACAAUUGUUUACAGACAGAUUAUUUCACAAAUAAUUCACUGUAUCACAAUUCCAGUGGGUCAGAAGUUUACAUACACAAAGUUGACUGUGCCUUUUAAACAGCUAGAAAAUUCCAGAAAAUGAUGUCAUGGCUUUAGAAGCUUUUGAUAGGCUAAUUGACAUCAUUUGAGUCAAUUGGAGGUGUACCUGUGAAUGUAUUUCAAGGCCUACCUUCAAACUCAGUGCCUCUUUUGCUUGACAUCAUGAGAAAAUCAAAAGAAAUCAGCCAAGACCUCAGAAAAAGUAAAUGGUAGACCUCCACAAGUCUGGUUCAUCCUUGGGAGCAAUUUCCAAACGCCUGAAGGUACCACGUUCAUCUGUACAAACAAUAGUACGCAAGUAUAAACACCAUGGGACCACGCAGCCGUCAUACCGCUCAUCUCCUAGAGAUGAACGUACUUUGGUGCGAAUCAAUCCCAGAACAUCAUGAGGAAGGAAAAUGAUGUGGAUAUAUAUUGAAGCAACAUCUCAAGACAUCAGUCAGAAAGUUAAAGUUUGGUCACAAAUGGGUCUUCCAAAUGGACAAUGACCCCAAGCAUACUUCCAAAGUUGUGGCAAAAUGGCUUAAGGACAACAAAGUCAAGGUAUUGGAGUGGCCAUCACAAAGCCCUGACCUCAAUCCUAUAGAAAAUGUGUGGGCAGAACUGAAAAAGCGUGUGCGAGCAAGGAGGCCUACAAACCUGACUCAGUUACACCAGCUCUGUCAGGAGGAAUGGGCCAAAAUUCACCCAACUUAUUGUGGGAAGCUUGUGGAAGGCUAACCGAAACGUUUGACCCAAGUUAAACAAUUUAAAGGCAAUGCUACCAAAUACUAAUUGAGUGUGUGUAAACUUCUGACCCACUGGGAAUGUAAUGAAAAAAAAAAAAAAGCUGAAAUAAAUAAUUCUCUCUACUAUUAUUCUGACAUUUCAGAUUCUUAAAAUAAAGUGGUGAUCCUAACUGACCUAAGAAACUGAGUUUAAAUGUAUUUGGCUAAAGUGUAUGUAAACUUCCGACUUCAACUGUAAAUGAAAGUCAGAUAAAUGAAAAGCCGAUUUUUGCUGUGGUCUCGGGACUGAUAGGGUUAAUGGCAUGAAAGACCAGGUCAAUGUUGCCAAAGUGAGGUUAUACACAACAAUUAUGAAAACAACCAUGACAACAAUAAGAACAGUAGCUAUGAUACAGAUAAUAAUACUCUCUCUCAUACACACACACACUAGGCCUGGGAAUUACUAGAGACCUCACGAUACGAUAUGUAUUGUGAUUUGAUACUGUGAUUUGAUGUUCCAACAUAUUGCUCACUAUAUGUCUCCUGCAGAGAGACAAGUGAGAAUGAGUUUUGAUCAGUCAUAGAAAUAACAGUGCCGAAAACAAGUUGGCUCACUAUUUAAAAAUAAAAUGGAGAACAAGCUAUAGGAUGAAAAAUACUGGAGUUUUGGCGCAGGUACAGCCAACUAGCACUAGCUAGCACUACCUAGCACAAAACUAUUCACAAUCAAUAGGCCUACUUGGAGUCAGUAUCGAUUAUAAAGUGUCCAAUACUCUAUCAAUGUUUUAUUUUUUAUCAGUACACACACACACAUUCCCACUUUAACACACACACACACACUGACAUGUAUUCUCUCCCACCAGAGGUGCAGAGUGUCCAGGUGACUGUUCCCCAGACAGAGAGGAGUACAGCUCUGUUUGCCUCGAUCAUCCUGAAGUGUGACUACUCAACCUCCGCUAACCAGCAGAAUGUCCUGGUCACCUGGCAAUACAAGUCCUUCUGCAAGGACCCCGUCCUGGAGUACUACUCCCAAGGUUAGUUCUGGACCCUGUCCUGGAGUACUACUCCCCAGGUUAGUUCUGGACCCUGUCCUGGAGUACUACUCCCCAGGUUAGUUCUGGACCCUGUCCUGGAGUACUACUCCCAAGGUUAGUUAUGGAUCCUGUCCUGGAGUACUACUCCCAAGGUUAGUUAUGGAUCCUGUCCUGGAGUAUUACUCCCCAGGUUAGUUAUGGACCCUGUCCUGGAGUACUCCUCCCAAGGUUAGUUAUGGAUCCUGUCCUGGAGUAUUUCUCCCAAGGUUACAUUUACAUUUACGUCAUUUAGCAGACGCUCUUAUCCAGAGCGACUUACAAAUUGGUGCAUUCACCCUAUAGCCAGUGGGAUAACCACUUUACAAUAUUUGUUUAUUUUAUUUUUUAUUUAGGGGGGGGGGGGGGGGGUAGAAGGAUUACUUUAUCCUAUCCCAGGUAUUCCUUAAAGAGGUGCGGUUUCAAAUGUCUCCGGAAGGUGGUGAGUGACUCCGCUGUCCUGGCGUCGUGAGGGAGCUUGUUCCACCAUUGGGGUGCCAGAGCAGCGAACAGUUUUGACUGGGCUGAGCGGGAACUAUGCUUCCGCAGAGGAAGGGGAGCCAGCAGGCCAGAGGUGGAUGAACGCAAUGCCCUCGUUUGGGUGUAGGGACUGAUCAGAGCCUGAAGGUACGGAGGUGCCGUUCCCCUCACAGCUCCAUAGGCAAGCACCAUGGUCUUGUAACAGAUGCGAGCUUCAACUGGAAGCCAGUGGAGUGUGCAGAGGAGCGGGGUGACGUGAGAGAACUUGGGAAGGUUGAACACCAGACGGGCUGCGGCAUUCUGGAUGAGUUGUAGGGGUUUAAUGGCACAGGCAGGGAGCCCAGCCAACAGUGAGUUGCAGUAAUCCAGACGGGAGAUGACAAGUGCCUGGAUUAGGACCUGUGCCGCUUCCUGUGUAAGGCAGGGUCGUACUCUCCGAAUGUUGUAGAGCAUGAACCUGCAGGAUCGGGUCACCAACCUUGAUGUUAGCGGAGAACGACAGGGUGUUGUCCUGGGUCACGCCAAGGCUCUUCGCACUCUGGGAGGAGGACACAACGGAGUUGUCAACCGUGAUGGCGAGAUCAUGGAACGGGCAGUCCUUCCCCGGGAGGAAGAGCAGCUCCGUCUUGCCAAGGUUCAGCUUGAGGUGGUGAUCCGUCAUCCAUACUGAUAUGUCUGCCAGACAUGCAGAGAUGCAAUUCGCCACCUGGUUAUCAGAAGGGGGAAAGGAGAAGAUUAGUUGUGUAUCGUCGGCGUAGCAAUGAUAGGAGAAGCCAUGUGAGGAUAUGACAGAGCCAAGUGACUUGGUGUAUAGCGAGAAUAGGAGAGGGCCUAGAACUGAGCCCUGGGGGACACCAGUGGUGAGAGCACGUGGUGCGGAGACAGCUUCUCGCCACGCCACUUGGUAGGAGCGACCGGUCAGGUAGGACGCAAUCCAAGAGUGAGCCGCGCCGGAGAUGCCCAGCUCGGAGAGGGUGGAGAGGAGGAUCUGAUGGUUCACAGUAUCAAAGGCAGCAGACAGGUCUAGAAGGACAAGAGCAGAGGAGAGAGAGUUAGCUUUUGCAGUGCGGAGAGCCUCCGUGACACAGAAGAGCAGUCUCAGUUGAAUGACCAGUCCUGAAACCUGACUGGUUUGGAUCAAGAAGGUCAUUCUGAGAGAGAUAGCAAGAGAGUUGGCUAAAGACGGCACGCUCAAUAGUUUUGGAAAGAAAAGAAAGAAGGGAUACUGGUCUGUAGUUGUUGACAUCAGAGGGAUCGAGUGUUGGUUUUUUGAGAAGGGGUGCAACUCUCGCUCUCUUGAAGACGUAAGGGACAUAGCCAGCGGUCAAGGAUGAGUUGAUCAGCGAGGUGAGGUAGGGGAGAAGGUCACCGGAGAUGGUCUGGGGAAGAGAGGAGGGGAUGGGGUCAAGCGGGCAGGUUGUUGGGCGGCCUGCAGUCACAAGUCGCAAGAUUUUAUCUGGAGAGAGAGGGGAGAAAGAAGUCAAAGCAUAGGGUAGGGCAGUGUGAGCAGGACCAGCAGUGUCAUUAGACUUAACAAACGAGGAUCGGAUGUCGUCAACCUUCUUUUCAAAGUGGUUGACAAAGUCAUCCACAGAGAGGGAGGGAGGGGGGGGGGGGGGGGGGGGGAUUCAGCAGGGAGGAGAAUGUGGCAAAGAGCUUCCUAGGGUUAGAGGCAGAUGCUUGGAAUUUAGAGUGGUAGAAAGUGGCCUUAGCAGCAGAAACAGAUGAAGAAAAUGUAGAGAGGAGGGAGUGAAAAGAUGCCAGGUCCGCAGGGAGUCUAGUUUUCUUCCAUUUCCGCUCAGCUGCCCGGAGCUCUGUUCUGUGAGCUCGCAAUGAGUCAUCAAGCCACAGAGCUGGAGGGGAGGACCGAGCCGGCCGGGAGGAUAGGGGACACAGAGAGUCAAAGGAUGCAGAAAGGGAGGAGAGGAGGGUUGAGGAGGCAGAAUCAGGAGAUUGGAGGGAGAAGGAUUGAGCAGAGGGAAGAGAUGAUAGGAUGGAAGAGGAGAGAGUAGUGGGAGAGAGAGAGCGAAGGUUGUGGCGGCGCAUUACCAUCUGUGUAGGGGCAGAGUGAGUAGUGUUGGAGGAGAGCGAGAGAGAAAAGGAUACAAAGUAGUGGUCGGAGACAUGGAGGGGAGUUGCAGUGAGAUUAGUAGAAGAGCAGGAUCUAGUAAAGAUGAGGUCAAGCGUAUUGCCUGCCUUGUGAGUAGGGGGGGACGGUGAGAGGGUGAGGUCAGGUGGGUGAGGUCAAAAGUGGAGAGGAGUGGAAAGAAGGAGGCAAAGAGAAAUGAGUCAAAUGUAGACGUAGGGAGGUUGAAAUCCCCCAAAACUGUGAGUGGGUGAGCCAUCCUCAGGAAAGGAACUUAUCAAGGCGUCAAGCUCAUUGAUGAACUCUCCAAGGGAACCUGGAGGGCGAUAGAUGACAAGGAUAUUAAGCUUAAAUGGGCUAGUGACUGUGACAGCAUGGAAUUCAAAUGAGGAGAUAGACAGAUGGGUUAGGGGAAAAAUUGAGAAUGUCCACUUGGGAGAGAUGAGGAUUCCUGUGCCACCACCCCUCUGACCAGAUGCUCUCGGGGUAUGCGAGAACACAUGGUCAGACGAGGAGAGAGCAGUAGGAGUAGCAGUGUUUUCAGUGGUAAUCCAUGUUUCCGUCAGCGCCAGGAAGUCGAGGGACUGGAGGGUAGCAUAGGCUGGGAUGAAGUCAGCCUUGUUGGCAGCAGAACGGCAGUUCCAGAGGCUGCCUGAGACCUGGAACUCCAGGUGUGUGGUGCGUGCAGGGACCACCAGGUUAGAGAGGCAGGUUAGUUAUGGAUCCUGUCCUGGAGUAUUACUCCCCAGGUUAGUUAUGGACCCUGUCCUGGAGUAUUUCUCCCAAGGUUAGUUAUGGAAGUGAAGGGAACUGGCCUGGAGCUGGGUUUGGAGGUUAACCUGUAGCCCAACAAGUUAACUUGUUGGGCUACAGGUUAACUUGUUGGGCUACAGAAUUUGCCUAUACACACUGUCAAACUAAGGUUGUUAGUGGUUGGGUAGAUGAGUUUGCUGUAGUGUUUUUGUCAGGUUUGUAGUGAGGCCCAAACUUCCUGUCUCACUCUACUAAAGAGCAGGACACAAAUUACUGGUGAUGUACAGUAACACUCAGUCACACACAGACACACACUUCUGUAUGAAAUGUAUCUCCCUCUUCUAUAGCGUACCAGAAUGCUCUGCAGCUGGGUCAGGACCCGGCCAAUGACUGCCCAGACCGCCAGCGCACCGUGAGAACCGUCGUCCAGAAGAGCGGCACCAACGUGGCCAUACUGGGCCCAGAGUACCGGGAACGCAAGAUCUCCGUCCAGAACCGUGAGUCUAGACAGCCUUGGGUUGCAAAAUUCCAGUAACUUUCCCUAAAUUCCCCAGUUUGAUAGAAAUCCUGGUUGGAGGAUUCCAGAUUCCCCGCUUAAUCCCUUCUGAUUCCAGAAAUCCUUCAACCCGGGGAUUUCUGGAAAACCUGGGAAUUUUAGGAACGUUACUGGAAUUUUGCAACCUUAAUCCAGCCGCAACAUCACAUGCCUCCCCCCAGCCGUUGCACAACAUUAACUAAUCAAGAUAGUGGUGGAAUAGAACAAAAAUGUGACAUGACUGGCGGUUCCCAGAGGAAUGGAUUGAGAAACAGCGUCCAAAAACAGCGUAUCAAUGUUGUCUUCUCCACAGAGGCUGACCUGGUGAUCAAUGAGAUCAUGUGGUGGGACAACGGGGUUUACUACUGUUCAGUCACCGCUGCAGGAGACACCAGCGGCGGCUUGGAUGGCGUGAUCAAACUCACCGUCUACAGUAAGUUGACCACAACCACAGCUAUGACCACAACCUGGGCCGUAUUCAUAAAGCAUCUCAGAGUGGGAGUGCUGUACUGGGAUCAGGACCCUCCUGUCCAUAUAAUUGGAUUCAUUAAGGCCAGCCAUAUCUUAUAUCAGCACUACUCCUACUGUGAAACGCUUUGUAAAUACGGUCCCCUGGUGGGAAUGGACUCUGAAUUAAGAGACGUGGGUAUAAGUGCAUGUCUUUUUCCUGACUUGUUAAGUAUCAUUUGAUGUAGUGAUGUGUUGUGGCUGUGUCCAGACUGUUCAGUAUCAUUUGAUGUAUUGAUGUCCUGUGUUGUGGCUGUGUCCAGACUGGCUGACGGUGCUGUUCAUGGUGAUUGGAGCUCUUCUCCUCAUCUUACUGUUCUGUAUCUGCUGCUGCCAGUGUUGUCCUCAGAGGUGCUGCUGCUACGUCCGUUGCCCCUGCUGCCCACAGACCUGCUGCUGUCCUGAGAAAGGUAGGGCAGUGCCUCGGUCUCUCUUCACGCUCUCUCUUCACAGUGUCUUCACACUCUCUCUCACUUCACUCUUCUCUUUGUCCUCUCUCUCUCUCUCUCUUCACUCUUCUCUUUGUCCUCUCUCUCUCUCUCUUCACUCUUCUCUUUGUCCUCUCUCUCUCUGACACCAUCUCACCUCUCAUCUCUUCCUCGUCUCUCCCAUCAGCAGCCAUGAUGAGGUCCCAUGCCAUGGGGAUGGAGUCGCCAUCUACGCCCAUGAGCCACGGCUCCUCACAGAUGAACCCCUCUUUACAGUUAGUAACACCACAACUCCACACCCAACAGGAUGCCCAACCCACACUCCACAGGGAGUUCAGUCCUUACUCUCGCCCACAGACACCACGACCCCUCACAGAUGAGUCCUCUCUGUACACAACCCACACACACUCACACACAGGGAGUCUCUCUCCACACACUCCAGGGAGUCUCUCUCUCUCACACAACACCCACACACACACACCACACACACACACACACACACAGGGAGUCUCUCUCACACACACACACACACUCACACACAGGAUCCUCUCUCUCACACACACACACACAGGAUCUCUCUCUCUCACACACACACACAGGGAGUCUCUCUCUCUCACACACACACACACACACACACAGGGAGUCUCUCUCACACACACACACACUCACAACAGGGAGUCUCUCUCUCACACACACACACACACUCACACACAGGAGUCUCUCUCUCACACACACACACCUCACCACAGGGAGUCUCUCUCCUCACACACACACACACACUCACACACAGGGAGUCUCCUCUCCUCACACCACACAAAACAGGGAGUCUCUCUCUCUCACACACACACACACUCACACACAGGGAGUCUCUCCUCUCACACACACACACACACUCCACCAGGAGUCUCUCUCUCACACACACACCACACACAGGGAGUCUCUCUCUCUCACACACACACACACCACAGGAGUCCUCCUCUCUCUCACACACACACACACUCACACACAGGGAGUCUCUCUCUCACACCACACACACACACACUCACACACAGGAGUCUCUCUCUCACACACACACACACACACACACACAGGGAGUCUCUCUCUCACACACCACACCACUCGGAGUCUCUCUCACACACCACUCACACACAGGAGUCUCUCUCACACCACACACACAACGGGAGUCUCUCUCUCUCAACACACCACACCACUCACACACAGGGUCUCUCCUCACAACACACCACACACACACUCACACACAGGGAUCUCUCUCUCACCACACACACACACACACACACACAGGGAGUCUCUCUCUCACACACACACACACACUCGGAGUCUCUCUCACACACACACACACACACAGGGAGUCUCUCUCUCACUCACACACAGGGAGUCUCUCCACACACACACACACACACACACUCACACACAGGGAGUCUCUCACACCACACCACACACUCACACACAGGGAGUCCUCUCUCCACACACACCACCACACACACAGGGAGUCUCUCUCUCACACACCACACACACACAGGGAGUCUCUCUCACACACACACACACACACCUCACACACAGGAGUCUCUCCCACCACACACACACACUCACACACACACAGGGAGUCUCUCUCUCUCACACACACACACACACACCACACACAGGGAGUCUCUCUCACACACACCACACACACACACACUCACACACAGGGAGUCUCUCUCACACACACACACACCUCACACACACACAGGGAGUCUCUCUCUCUCCACACACACACCACUCACACACAGGAUCUUCACACACACACACCACACACACACUCACACACAGGGAGUCUCUCACACACACACACACACACUCACACACAGGGAGUCUCUCUCACAACACACACACCACACACACAGGGAGUCUCUCACACACACACACACCACCAGGGAGUCUCUCCCACACACACCCACACACACAGGAGUCCUCUCACACACACACCACACCACACACACACACACACACACACGGGAGUCUCUCUCACACACACACACACACUCACACACACACAGGGAGUCUCUCUCUCUCACACACACACUCACACAUACACUCGGAGUCUCUCUCACACACACACUCACACACAGGGAGUCUCUCACACACACACACACACACACACCACACACAGGGAGUCUCUCACACACACACACACUCACACACAGGGAGUCUCUCUCCACACCACACCACAACCACACCACACACACAGGGAGUCUCUCUCACACACACACACACACACAGGGAGUCUCUCUCUCUCACACACACACACACACACAGGGAGUUCUCUCUCUCACACACACACACACACACACACACAGGGAGUCUCUCUCUCACACACACACACACACACACUCACACACAGGGAGUCUCUCUCACACACACACACACACUCCCACACACACAGGGAGUCUCUAUCUCUCACAAACACACACACACACACAGGGAGUCUCUCUCUCUCACACACACACACACAUACUCGGAGUCUCUCUCACACACACACACACACACACACACAGGGAGUCUCUCUCUCACACACACACACACACACUCACACACAGGGAGUCUCUCUCUCACACACACACACACACACACACACAGGGAGUCUCUCUCACACACACACACACUCACACACAGGGAGUCUCUCUCACACACACACACACACUCACACACACACAGGGAGUCUCUCUCUCUCACACACACACACACACACUCACACACACACUCAGAGUCUCUCUCACACACACACUCACACACAGGGAGUCUCUCACUCACACACAGGGAGUCUCUCUCACACACACACACACACACUCACACACAGGGAGUCUCUCACACACAGCAGAGCUAUGCUUCUGAUCUUCUAAAUGUCUUGAACAAAUCCAUAUUUGUCACUAAUCAUGGUUUGUUCUAUCCCAUCAGGCUCCCAAUCAGGGAAGAGCAUCGCCAUGGCCCCCAUGCCCCUCCCCCUUCCCACGUCUGGCUACAGCAUGCCCCCCAGUGUCCAUGCUGCCAGCGUCUAUGGCAACCAACACCCUGGAAACAACCAGAUGCUAGAAUACCUGGAGAACCAGGUGAGGGGCAUGGAUGGGACCAGCCCCAUGAUGCAGCCCCAGCCCCACCACCAGCAGCUCCAGAUGAUGCCCCCUCCCCCCCAGCACAUGAUGCCCCAGCACGUCCCCUACUCAGCGGGUCCUCCCAGCAUGCUCUCUGGCCUGGACGACGGGCCCAUGGAGCACCGGGGGGUCAUCCAGAUGCCUCCCAUCAUAAAGCAGCCUGGACGAGGGGGUCAGAGAGGGGGCCAGCCGCCACUUGCUCCUAAAACACGCCCUCCCAGCUCCAGCGAGAGCAGCCGCAGCGAGAGUCGCUUCACUAAUCACCGUGACGACCGCAGCGAACCCGGCGGGCGCCGUUAUCUGUCGCCGUCAAGGAGCCGUGGCAUGCCAAGGAGCUACAGCGAAGACUUUCUGGACGGGGAGAGCCGCGUGGUGCGGGGUCGAAUGGGUUCACGUGACGACCUCAGCGACAGGGUCCCUCGAUCCCGCUCCAGAGACGACCUGUUCGAGGAGCAGCGUCGCGCCCCGCCUCCCAGCAACUACUCCCGCUCCCGCAGAGGGUCGUUCAGUUCAGAUGAGGACGAAAACGUCAGGAGAGGAGGGGGCAGAGGUCACAGGGGAGGGGGAGGAGGAGGAGGAAUGUAUUCGGACACCCCUCCCAGCUAUUCUGAAUACGAGCCGGGACAGAAAACACCAAGGAGGAAUGAGCGCUACUCUGUUAAAACUCUUCUUUAG